AUGGCUGUUAAUAUUCCGGUGGUGUUGGAUGUGCAAGAUCUCAAGGGUGCUUUGCUGGGCUUACUGACAGUGUCUUUGGAGGGUCGUGGUAACGAGGAUGAUUCCGUGGUUGAUGUCCGACGUGCUCGACUUGCACUACGCACACUCAUCAAUGCCGUGAAUCGCAGUAAAAAAUUCGCUGAAAACGUCACUCCAGAAUGUUUACCCUUCUUUCGUGCUUUGGUUAGGAUUCCUGAACUUUAUACAGAGACCUUUGCCGCCUUAGCUGCAUUGGCUAGGCCGAUGCGACUCGUGUGCGGACUCUAUGAUAAUUAUACAACACUGCUUGGAGAGCUCUUCCUGCUUUGGGAGUCACAAAAUGUCACUGAUUCAGAUAGAUCUUGGAUCUCGGCUUUGGUUUCCAUUCAUUUGCAGGAAGACUUUGGUUUUCUUGCCAGUCACUUUGCCGAUCUUCCUUGCGAUAGUUUUACUGUUCUUCUUCAUAUUACUGAGGUGCUGAUGGACUCUUGUCAUGGAGAAGCAGUCACAAAAGUACUUUUUCUUUUGCAUUGCCACUUGUAUGAACCU
Molecule: messenger RNA, 567 nt
Organism: Ostertagia ostertagi
Lineage: Eukaryota; Metazoa; Nematoda; Chromadorea; Rhabditida; Trichostrongylidae
Source: the annotation of a GenBank genome assembly